AUGUCUGAUACUAUCAAUAUUCAAGACAUGAAUGCCAAGAUGCAGGCUCUACUUGAUGCAUUUGAAGCCCACCCCCAGUGCAAUCCCCCUAACCGGCACCCAACUAUCUACUUCUUGUACGAUUUUGUCCGCAACAGCCACAACCGGCUGCAGGCUGUUGACCCCAACAAGUACGCUGCAGGUGACAACGCUGCCAAGGUAGCUGUAGAUGAGAUUGGUGGCCGCAAUAUGUUUGCUAAUACACUCGUCAACGACACUACUGGAAAGCUGGCCAUGCUGACCGGCGGCGACCCCUCCAACCCUGUUGAUUUUGGCCCCGAGAUCAAGGCCAAGGCGCUCAUUUUGAUUCAGUAA
This is a messenger RNA of Penicillium roqueforti, 354 nucleotides long. RefSeq lists its product as uncharacterized. The record is from RefSeq and is a predicted model, not a curated record. Lineage: Eukaryota; Fungi; Ascomycota; Eurotiomycetes; Eurotiales; Aspergillaceae. The coding region runs from base 1 to 354 and encodes 117 amino acids. The transcript has 2 exons.